Molecule: messenger RNA, 3152 nt
Organism: Paramecium sonneborni
Lineage: Eukaryota; Ciliophora; Oligohymenophorea; Peniculida; Parameciidae
Source: the annotation of a GenBank genome assembly
AUGAAUUUAGAUAUAAAAUAAUUAGAUAAUUGUGAAUAAAGGAUAAUUAUUAGUACAGAAAAUUGUAAUGUAAUUGAAUUCGAAGAUAAAAAUAAAUAAUAAAAAUUUUGCAUAAUUCAUGGAAGAAUAAAUUAAAAUGUGUAAUUUAAACAAGAAUUAUUUAAUAAAAUUCGAUUGAAUAAAUGCUUUAACUUAAUCUAAAUUAUUAACUAAAUAAAAAAAGAUAAUGAAUUAUAUAUCUAGAUAGAUGAAUGUGAUUUAUCUUUAUUUUAAUAUAUGGAAGAUAGAAAAUCUUAUCAAUUUUCACCGGAAGAAAUAUAUGAUAUAUUAAGUUAGAUAAUAAAUGGAUAUUUAUACAUAUCCUAAUUUGGAAAAAGACUUUUCAAAUUAAAUCCACAUAAUAUUUUAGUUAAGAAAUUACAAAACUAAAAAAUAAUAAUAAAAAUAUUUAUUAAUUUUUUUGAAUGUAGUUCUGUCAAUUAAUAAGCACCCUCUAUAUUUACACAUUAUAGGGCUCCAGAAGAAAUGAAUUAAUCAGCAUAAGUUUCUGAAUAAACUGAUAUUUAUUUGGUAAAUAAUUGAAUAAACAAUAGCUUGGAAUAUUAUUACAUCAAUUAUGUUUCUAAAUGAAAAAACCUUCAGAUGGAAUUUAAAAUUUUAACGAUCUUAAAUAAUUUUAAUAAACUUUACUCAAAUAACAACUCUAAAAUAGAUUAGCUUAACAUAAUGAAGUUGAUUAAUAUUUAAAAAAUUUUAUAGAUAAAAUGAUAGAGAUCAAUUAAAAUGAUCGAAUUACAUGGAAAUAAUUAUCAACCCACAAUAAAUUACAAUAAAGUUUUAUCUUAUUAAAAAAUAAAUAUUAUUUAGAUAAGAAUAAAUAGCUUGGAAAAGGUGCAUAAGGUGUUACGUAUUAAGUUGAAGAUAUAGAAACAAAAGAGUUAUUUUGUGCUAAGUAAAUUAACACUACUUAAAUUGAAGGUAAAAGAGAAGAAGAAAUUUAUUAUUAAAUAAAGGAAUAACAGAAUCAUUAAAAUAUAAUAAGAAUUUUUGAUAUAAUUCCAACUGAAAAUAUAUAACAAACAUUUAUAAUUAUGGAGAAAUGCGAUUAGAAUAUUGAGGAAUAUUAUUAAUAAAAAAGAAAAAAUUUAUCUUAUGAAGAAAUACUCGAUUUGUUAAGUUAGAUUGCUUAUGGAUAUAAAUUUUUAAAAGAUUUACAGAUUAUUCAUCGAGAUUUAAAACCUGAAAACAUUCUUAUCAAAUAUGAAAAUUAAAAACCAAUUUUUAAAGUAUUCAGAUUAUAAAAUCUUAGAUAAUUGAUUUUGGUGUUGGAAGAAUCAUUGAUUAAUAAAUGGCAGUAACUAUAGCAGGAACUCCGAUUUUUUCAGCCCCAGAAGUUAUUCAAGGAAACUAAUAUGAUUAUUCAUGUGAUAUUUUUUCUGUAUUUUAUUUUUAUUAUCUAGCUUGGAACAAUGCUUUUUUAUCUUAUUUAUGGAAAUUAUUAUUUGAAUGUUUUAUCUAUUGAAGAUUUAAAAGAAAAGCAACAAUCAUUUGAACGUCAGCCUUUUUAAUGUCCAAAGGAUAAUAUUUCAAAGAUUGUUAAUCCUUUUUUAAUAAAUUUAAUUGAAUAAAUGAUGAUUUAUAAACCAAGUAACAGAAUAACUUGGGAAGAAUUAAUCUAAUAAUUGGAAUAAUAAUAAAAAAAUAAAAAGAAAAUAGAAAUUAAUUCCAUUCAAGAUUAUAACAAUCAAUCAUAUAAUUACUAAUAAUAAUAUAUAAAUUAAAAUAAUGAUAUUCAAAUAUAUAGUUAAUAAUAAUAAAAUCAUUAUUAAGUCUUUUAAAAUCAAAAUUAAAAUUUUAUUUAAUAUCAACACGAUGAGAAAAGUUAACAUGAAUACUAUCCAAACUAUUAAUAAAAUUAAUUCAAGGUUGAUUAAUCAAGUAAUUAUUAAAUCUAAUUUAUUGAAAUUGAAAAUUCUCAGAAUUAUCAAGAAUAUAAGCAAAAUUAAAAUUUAAAUUAAUCUUAAAAUCCUUAUUCGAAUUCAUAAAAUUACAUUCAUAAUUAGGAAGAUAAAAACUAGGAUUAUUUGUUUUUUAAUUAAAACUCAAAUAAUUAAAUAAAUCAACUUCAUAACAAAGAUAUUUUAUUUAAUUAGAAUUAAUAAACUUCAUUUUAGAAUUAUGAAAUUAAAUUUUAGAAUUAGGAAACUUAAAUUUAGAAUUAGGAAAUUUAAUUAUUCAGUUCAGAAGAUAAAAAAAUUAAGGUUGACACUCCUAAAUAAAUUUGUUUUGAAUACCAAGAUAAACAGUUAAAUAUUUUAGAUUUAAUUGAUUUAAACAAUUAAAAGUCAGGUGACGAAAUAUAAAAAUAAUUUCAAUAAUAAUAAUAAUAGUAAUAAUAAUAAUAACAAUAAUCAUAAUAUUAAAAAAAUGAAAAAAUUGAUGAGCUAGAGUUAUAAAAUUAAUCAAAUAAUAUAAAAAUUGACUCAAUUAAUAAUGAAGAAAAUUAAGAUUUUGAAAAAUAAACUUAAAGUUCAUUGAGUUCCUCAAGAAGUUGGAUAAAUGAUAAUCAAAUAAUUAUAAAAAGGAUAGAACAAAAUGAUGAUGAAAUGAAUGUUAUUUUGUACAUGUUUUGUUUGUUUGCUACGAUAUAAAAUUCGAUUGCAAAAUUGGAAUUAAUAGAUCAUUAAGAUUUAAGAAUAGUUUUAGAAUUUUUUAUCAGAAAGUGCCAGAUAUCUUGUUUAGAGAGUUUCAAAGUUUUAAAAGAAAAGAACUAUAUAUUUUUUGAAGCAGAACCAUUAUAUGGAGAUGAAAAAAGUCUUUUAUAAGAAAUUAGCAUAGAAGAUUUAAAUGAUUAAAUAGAAUAGAUUAAAUCUAAAAUCUAAUUGAAAGAAGUAGAAAAAAAUGUAAAAAAUAAAACAAUAAGAAGUAAAUUUUUAUUCUUAAAUCUCUUGUUAACAAAAUAAUAAAAAGUUUAACUAAUAACUUGUUAGAAUAUAAUAGUAUAUAUUUAAGAAAUUAUUACAUAUUUUCACAUGAUCAAACUGUAGGAGGAAGCAAAAAAAUCUAUAGAAAAAGUGAUAGAUUUUUACAUAAAAUUUCCUGUAAGUAACAUGAAAAAACUUAAUAAGAAGGAUAUGAUAGAUUAAAAAUGA